GUGGUUGCUUCGCUCUAUGGCACGGUCAUCCUCCGCUGCUCAUUUCCCUUCAUACGUGGGCUGGAAGGUCUGGUAGUGGUCUGGGAGAAGACUGGUCCGGAUAAAAGAGGUUUUAUCGCACACAAGUACAAAGAUGGCCGGGAUAAUGUCAAGGAUCAAGAUCUACGCUACACAGGACGCACAGCAUUGUCUGAAGAUGUCUCUAAGGGAACGUUGGACCUGACACUGCGAGAGGUCACCUUCAGUGAUGAAGGAACGUAUUACUGCAGAGCAGCCAAUAAGAGACGCCAUGGGGACCAGAAGGUGGAAUUGACCAUAGGCAAUUUAAAUGCAGCUGAUUCAACAGUUACCGUCAUUCACAUUGAUGGGAAGAAGCGUCUGAAAUGUAUGGAUAUUGGCGUGUUCAGGAAUCCGUGGGUCAAGUGGUACGAUGAGCAGAAGACGGAUCUGUCCCAACAUGGAACACGUAAUGUAACUGACAUCAGUAAUGGCCGGAAGAAGGUGGAGUCCGUGCUGAACAUGGAUGUGGAAACAAAUAAACAUUACUUCUGUGUGGUGAAAGAGGGGAGACUGAAGAGGACCGCCCGAGCUGUGAUAUCAGGU
Messenger RNA from Staurois parvus, 603 nucleotides. Lineage: Eukaryota; Metazoa; Chordata; Amphibia; Anura; Ranidae. The record is from the annotation of a GenBank genome assembly.